Cyprinodon variegatus (sheepshead minnow) is the source of this 7686-nucleotide messenger RNA. Its product is annotated as disks large homolog 5-like. NCBI's taxonomy places the organism in Eukaryota, Metazoa, Chordata, Actinopteri, Cyprinodontiformes, Cyprinodontidae. Gene Ontology annotation, molecular function: protein binding. Bases 382 to 6333 code for a protein of 1983 amino acids. Gene Ontology annotation, biological process: regulation of apoptotic process. The record is from RefSeq and is a predicted model, not a curated record. The transcript is spliced from 33 exons.
CGGUUACUUCCACGGUGAGACAUGGCGGAGUUUGUAGUCAGUUUUUACAGUUUUCAAAAUGCUUAAAGAGCUACAAUUCCGGCUGACUUUCCCCCCGUAAUACACCAGGGGCCAGUUUGAAGUAGCGGGGAGUUGUUUUUUAUUUAUUUUUUUCCCUCGAGAAGGACGGAGCGGCGGGCAUCGGACUGGGAGAAAAAGAAAAUGUGUUGUCAUCUUUGCUCAGUCAACAGCCUCAGGCAACAAAUAUGGCUUCUACUUGUGUAUCCUUCUUUUCGGGUUGAAAACCGUCCCGACUGGGCUAUACGGAGCAGUUUUCAGCGGCUUGUUUGAACACGGAGAGAGACUUCGGGCUGGGAGAAGGAGGAGUAGGAGGAGGGGAAGAUGGAGCUCCAGCAUAAAGAGUUGUUGGAGAAAUGCUACCAGAACUUGGUGGAGUCCAUAACGGACGCGGACCGAGUUGUGGACGUCCUGGCUCACCGUGGGGCCCUGAGUCAGCCGGAGCUGCUGGAGUUGGGACACCAAUGCGUCUCCGGCUCCGAGAAAGUGGACCUUCUUCUAAAGAUCCUGAUGAGCAAGGACAGGGACUGCUUCGCGGAGCUUUGCGAGGCUCUGGAGGCGACGCACCCUCACCUGAACCCCCUGCUGCUGGACGGCGUUGGCCCAGUGGAUCACACCACCGGGUCCACUUACAGCGUUUUGUCCACAAUGCCAUCAGACUCGGAGAGCAGCAGCUCGCUCAGCAGCUUGGGUGAGCGUGGCAGCCCUGGUACCUCUGGUCAAGCCUCCUCCCCUCUUCCUGGCCACGUCGAUGUGCAUCAGGCAAAUGAGAAGAUGGAGACGGUGCUGUUACAGCUUCGACAAGUGACUCGUGAGAGGGAUGAACUGCUCAGACGUGUGGCCUUACCUUCUGGAAAUGCUUUUGAGGAAUGCAGACUAAACUCAAGAUCAGGUCAUGACUAUGAGCGUCUAAAGCUGCAGUGCAUGAAGGCAAUGGCGGACCUGCAGUCCCUGCAGAACCAGCACAGCACAACCCUGAAGAGGUGCGAGGAGGCUGUAAAAAAAGCUGACUUUUAUCGACGUCUAGCGAGUGACCACAACCAGCUAAAGGAAGAACUAGAGGCUGUGAGGCAACACAACAUCCAGCUGGUCAGAGAGCACAAUCAUGUGAAGCAGACCUGCGAGGAGCUCAGGAGGCUGCAUGAUGAAGAUGAGAGGGAGCUGGCUGAUAUGAAGAUGCUGCAUCAGCAGGUAAUGAGAGAAGGAUCAUCUGAUGUCUUAAACAAGCUUUAUGAAGCAGCUGUGGACAAACUGGAUGCAAUGAAGAGUGACUAUGAGGCUCUGAGGAAGCGUUACAAUGAGAAGAUAGCGAGUCACAAUGCUGAGUUGAGCCGUUUGGACCAAUUAGAGGAGGAGAAUCACAGACUGCAAAAGACCCUGGAUAUAUUGUCGAAACAGAGAGAUGCUGCCAUCCACUAUCAGCAGCAGUUCUCAACGUCUGUUCAAAGGUUUGACAACACUCAACAUGAGCUUUCCAAAGCCACAGUCCAGAACUUGGAGCUCCAGCGAGAGCUUGAGCGGCUGCAGUCAGAGGCGACCCGACUUAAGACCCAGCAGUUAAAGGCUGUGAAGGACUGCGAGAAGUACAAGGAGGAGCGAGACUCUGUGAUCAGCGAGUACCGCCUGAUCAUGAGCGAGAGGGACCAGGUGAUCAAAGAGGUGGACAGGCUCCAGACGGGGCUGGAGGUGGCCGAGGCAAAGCUUAUGAACAAUUCCUCAGAGAGGCGGGUGGCCACCGAGGAGCUGGAGGCUUUACAACAAGAGUUGGCUUCAGCACUGGUGGACCGGGACCGAGCUAUCUGUGAAAAGAACGAGCUGCUGGAGAAAUACUGCCAUGAGGUAAAGGACAAGGCUGAGGCUCAGAAGGAGCUAAACCAGGCCUGCAAAGACAUUGAGAUGGUGCGUGAGGAAAGAGAUGUGGCCCGCAAGGAGAGAACAGAAGCCAUCAUCCAAAGGGACCAGCUGCUACGAGAGUAUUACCAGGCCAGACAGAAACAGGAUUCUGCUACUCUGGAUAUGGAGCGAGCAAACAAAGAGAUCGAGAUUCUCAGGAAGCAGUAUGAGGCCAUUUCCCAAGAGCUCAAAGAGGCUCUUCAAGAGGCAGAGGUUGCUAAGUGUCGACGGGACUGGGCCUUUCAGGAGAGGGACAAGAUUGUGGCAGAGAGGGAGAGCAUUCGCACGUUAUGUGACAACCUUAGGCGAGAGAGAGAUCGGGCUGUAAGCGAUUUGGCUGAUGCGCUGAGGAAUUUGGAUGAUACAAGGAAGCAGAAGAACGAUGCUGUGCGAGACCUCAAAGAGCUAAAAGAAAAGUUGGAUGACCAGUUGGAGACAGAAGCCAGAUAUCGGCAGCUGAUGGCUCAUAGUUCACAUGAUUCAGCCAUAGACACAGACUCAAUAGAGUGGGAAACGGAGGUUGUAGAACUGGAAAAACACAGAGAUAUGGAUUUGAAAGCACUUGGUUUUGAUAUUACGGAGUGUGUAAAUGAUCCAUAUUUGCCAGGAGAUUGUGGGAUAUUUGUUUCCAAAGUGGACAAAGGAAGUAUUGCAGAAGGAAGAUUGAGGGUAAACGACUGGUUGUUAAAGAUUAAUGACGUGGAUCUGACCAAUAAAGACAGAAAACAGGUGCUUAAGGCUGUGUUGAGUAGGGAGGGAGUGAUCAAUAUGGUGGUUCGAAGAAGGAAGUCACUUGGAGGACGGGUCGUCACUUCAAUCCAGAUUAACCUGGCUGGACACAAAGACUGUGGAAUCGGUUUGGAGAGCGGAGUGUUUGUUGCCACUUUGGCUGCAGGAAGUCCUGCUGCCAGAGACUGUAAUCUUGCUGUUGGUGACAGACUGUUGGCUAUCAAUGGAAAUGAACUUCAUGACAAGUCCCUUUCUGAAUGCGAGUCACUGCUGAGGACUGGUGGCAGCUCUCUAACUAUCUCUCUUAUGAAGUUCUUUUCACAGAGCUCCUCUGGACAGAAUUUAUUUGAAGCUUUGAGAGACUCUGAAAAGACGUUGCGCCUCCAAUCCAGCGAGCUUCACCCCAGGGGCUGCAGAAACUCAAAGCACAAUUGCUCAACUCAAACUGACAUUUGCAGCUGCAAGUCAGGCAGCAGGGAGGAGGAAGUAUGUAACGAUGCAUGCGAUUCACUGGAAAACAGCAGCAGCUGCACUCGUUCCCAUCACAAAUCCUUUUCUAACUGCUCCCAGGACUCCUGCUCACCUUCCAUCUCCCACAGUCUGUCAGAGCCUUAUCCAGUGCACAGCUACCAGAGGCAAGACCUCGAUUCUCGCUCCCCUACUUUUACCCCUUUGGUCUCGAACUGCAAUCCUGCGCAGCCAUGUGCAGACAGAGGGCAAAGCCCUACAGUUAAGGCCGGUGGAGGAACAUGGCCUAAAGUCAUAGCUGGAGCUUCUGUCACUGAAUGCACUCAGCUUUCCAUCUUCAAAAAACCCAAACAGAGGAAGUCUAUAUUUGACGUAAAUGCUUUCAGGAGGCCAGAGACGGCUCCUAAACUGGACUACAUGUCUCUGUCUCAAAUGUCCAAGCAUUCACCACAGAGUUCAGUGUCUGAAGCCCCUCAGACACCCCCCACACCACCCACCAGGAGUGACUCGUUUAGAUUUAAGCAUCGCCAACAGAAUAGCUCUGCGUCUGACUGCACCAUCACCACGAACACGCCGCCGGCUUCCCUGGCCCUCGCUGUAAGUCCUCAGGAUGAGGGGUUUGUAGGGAGCCAGGAAUAUUACACCAACAUUCCUUCAGGAAAAAAACAAAAGAACCUCCAGAAACCCACAGAGGAGGAAGAGAGCCGAGGCAGGACUGACAUGCAGGGAAAACGGAGAUACCGACCCAAAUCAGCACCAGCUCUCAGACGCAACGUGACUCCGUUACACAUUCCUGUUCCCAUGCAGACUCAGUCGUUUUCUAAUGAUGAACACUCCCCUGAGCCGGUGGAUUUAUUGCGCUUCUCUCCUUUGAGAUCUAAUCGGUACAUGGUGCCAUUUGCCCCGCAGAGCCGUGGUAGCUUCGUGCCACACCAGCCACAGCGACGUGCAGCACCAUGUCCUGCAAUGACUGCUGUCAUGAGGAACCCAGUUUACACAGCAUGGAGCCAUGAGAUCCAGAACUGUCCUCCCGUUCCUAGUUCAGGCCUUGAUCAACAUACUCAAAGCCCCCAGCAUCAGGGUCUUCUCAGUUUGGACUUUGGCCACAAGCGCAAUGGACACUUGAGUGAGACGACCUACAGCCAACCACAACACAGCACCAAGUCUUUGCCCUCUGGAGCCAGGCUGAGCUCCUCUGGUACUUUACAGUAUAGAGCAGAACGUAUAAAAAUCCCUCUGGCCCAUUACUCUCGCUCUACUGGUUCAGACAAAGGCUCUCUUUCACAUUCAGAGUGUAGCAGCCCAACGCCCCCGAUGUCUCCUGUUAACCUGGAAACAUCCUCUUUCUCCAGCAGCCAAUCGCAGAGCUCGGUUUCUUCCCAUCCUAGGAUAUCAGUCAGCCCUGCUCCUGUUGGUGACAGGAGGAAGGAUGGACCAUUUUUAGGUGAGCCACGCAAUGUGACGGUACAAAAAGGAGCAGAACCACUUGGGAUCUCUAUUGUAAGUGGAGAGAACGGAGGAGUGUUUGUCUCCAAAGUAACACUGGGGAGUAUCGCUCACCAGGCACAUUUAGAGUAUGGAGACCAGCUGCUGGAGUUUAACGGAAUCAACCUUCGCAACGCCAAUGAACAGCAGGCCCGGCUGGUGAUUGGACAACAGUGUGACGUGGUUACCAUUUUGGCACAAUAUAAUCCUCACAUGUUUCAGUUGGGGAAUAACUCCAGAUCAAGUUCUCAGAUGGAGUCCAUCAGCACUCAUCUAUCUCCUGGCAUAGCUACAGUCCCAGACAAUCACGCCAUCAUCGACCCACUGAGCGAACAGGACGACGGCACAAUGACUCCUCCAUCUAGGCAGACAACUCCUGCAACAAGUCCUCAUAACUCUUUUAGAGUUCCAGGCUCGCUUUUACUGCGAGCUGCAGAGCCUCGCCUGGUAAGGCUGAAGAGGAUUGAUGCAGAGCUGGGGUUGCAGAUCUGUGGGGGAAACAUUUGUGGUAUCUUUUUGGAGAUGCUGGAUGAUGAAAGCCCAUUAAAGGGUCCUGAUGGUCUGCUACCUGGAGACCUAAUACUGGAGUACAAUGGGAUCAGCAUGAAGAAUAAAACUAAAGAAGAUGCUUACCUGGAAAUGUUGAAACCAACUGAAACGGUCAUGUUCAAGGUCCAGAACUGUGUGGACAGCCUGGCUGACAUCAAAGCAUCACAAGGAGACGGAUUUUUCAUUAGAGCACUUUAUGAACGGGUUGCAGAAGCAGAGCAGGAGCUGAGCUUUAAAAAGGAUGACAUCCUAUAUGUUGAAGACACGCUACCAAAUGGUAACUUUGGCUACUGGAUGGCCUGGCAGCUCGAUGAAAAUGCACAGCGACUGGGGAAAGGACAGAUCCCAAGCAAAUACAUGAUGGAUCAGGAGUUUUACAGAAGACAUGGAAUGGCUGAUAUGAAAGAUGAGAAUGGAACUAGUAAGUCCAUGUCUGCUGCUGCUCGGAGGUCCUUCUUCCGUCGGAGGCUGAAGAACAAACGUAACGGCUCUAAGGAUGGGAAGGAACUGAUGGCUCUUGACAACUUAAGCACAGAUUCUCUACCCAUCCCAGAAGAUGGAGGGAACCUAAUGUACCAACGGGUUCAGAAGGUGGAUUGCUCGUCUCCCAGACCUGUGCUGAUUUUAGGUCCAUUAGUAGAGGCGUGCAAAGACCUACUUGUAACAGAGGCUCCUGCUAACUUCUGCCGCUGCCUGCCUGAAAUCAUGAAGGCAUCACAGCAGGCAAUAGAGAGAGGAGUAAAGGAUUGUGUGUUCAUCGAUUACAAACGGAGGAGCGGCCAUUUUGAUGUGACAACUGUUGCAUCAAUAAAGGAGAUCAUAGAGAAGGACUGUCACUGCUUACUUGACAUUGCUCCUUACGCCAUCGAACGUCUUCACAGCGUUCACAUCUACCCAAUCGUCAUAUUCAUUCGCUACAAAAACGCAAAGCAAAUAAAGGAGCAGAAGGAUCCUCUCUACCUGCGGGAUAAACUCUCACAGAAACAUUCCAAGGAGCAAUUUGAAGCAGCACAGAAAAUGGAGCAGGAGUACAGCCGGUUCUUCACAGGAGUUGUCCAAGGAGGCAGUGUUUCCUCCAUCUGCACUCAGAUUCUGACCAUCGUGGAGCACGAGCAGAACAAAGUCCUCUGGAUUCCAGAUCGCGCACCAUAGAGAUUACAUCUAGAUCUCACAUUUAUGUAGCAUUUGUUUAACAGAAGGUACACUAUAAACAUCCGUUAGGGUUCACAGCUUACUUGCUUUUAAAAACAUCAAGAUUGAUGAUGGUAAAAAAAAAAAAAUGCAAUAUUCCCACUACAUUAGUGAUGUACUGUGCAGCAAAUAGAUUUGUUUACAGUAGUAUUUGAUACUUGAAUGUUCUGUCCUUCCUCUGUUCUGGUAGCACUCCUGAUUUCUUAUUCUGACCAUAAAUAUUUUGGACCAGAGUGAGGAAGGUAUUCCUGAAGUGAUAGACUAGACUGUAAUGUUCAUUUCCUUCUCUGUAUUUAUAUGCAUUUUCCUCUCAUUUUAUUUAUCUAACCACAUUUUUUAAUCAUUAAGAAUAUUUUCUAUUUGUUAUUGUUUUUUUGUAUAGGAAACAUUUCUUCCUUUUUAAAGAUCCCCCCCUUUAAUUUGUCGUGAAAAAACAUUGUGCCAGGCCAGAUUUUAUUUGUUUGUCUCGAAAAGACUGAACAAUUUAUUUCUUCUUGUGUCCUUCUGAUUCUACCAAUAUAUAUAUAUAUUUCUUGUCAAAUUUAAAUGCAAAGAAGGGACUAUUUUUAUUUUGAAUUUAUAGAUGGGUUUCUGUUAAACACAUUCAUGUGAUCCUGCCACAUUUUUUUCUUUUAGAUAAAAAAUUAAGAGAAGUUAAAGGUUUACCUUUCCUUAAAAAUAUUAAAAUAUGAUUGACAAACCACAAGUAUUCUGUAGUUUUACUAUAAUGUCUGUUUUAUUAUUUGAUUAACUCAAGGGGCCUUUUCAUGAAACCGUUAAAUGAUUGCCCACCAGAGGGAGCACCUUACCCCACUUUACUACAGGUGUUUACUGUGCAUAAAUACAGUGUACUUUCAGUGAAUCUCCUAAAGGAAAAAAAAAAAAGGGUGCCGGUUCUAAACGUGUGUUUUCCUCAAUGAAGGCACAUGCAAGCCUUUAAUUAAAUAACAGAAUAUUAUCAAAAACAAACUUCUGUAAUUUGAUUAAUAGUGAAACUUAACGUUUUUUAGAUUCAUUACAGAGAGCACAGCUAAUAAAAACUCUAAAAUCAGUCCUGCAGAAAAAUUAUUUUUAAGAAGGGAAAGUUUAGCUAUGGAAGGUUGUUCAGCAGAUAGUCUAAGGACGUCUAUAAGGAGAUUAAAGGACAACAUAAUAAUGGAAGUUAAGUGGAAAACUUUGAAAUGUUGUAAUACCUGUCAUUUGCUGCAUUAUUGGUUUUAAUCUGAUCAUCUAGUAAACAUAGCAAAAGGGGACACCCCCUGAACAAUUUGUUAUUGAUCGUCAAGGUUUGGCUAUGGCUGAAAUAAAAAUUUU